CAAGCAUGAAGCUUGUGCAAACAAUUGCUCUUUUUGUCAGUAUUAUAUUCUAUAUUCAAAUUCUAAGAUAUGCAUAUUAUAAAGAAAAAGAGGAUCAGCUGAUAGUUAGGAGUAACAACGAACAUGUAAAAGAUCCAACAAAAGACUCUAAAGAUAUACAUGUGCAUGCAGCAGAUCCUACUGAAGACAACAAAGGAACAAUUCCCCCAUCAAGCAAAAAGACUACAUCAGAUAAAAGGAAGAACAUUCUUUUUCUGAUGGCCGAUGACCUUAGACCUCAACUAGGUGCUUACAGGGGAAAAUACUUUCCAGCACCUGUCCAUCCACAUAUGCAUACACCCAAUAUAGACCACCUUGCAUCAAGAAGUCUUUUAUUAAAGAGGGCCUACUGUCAAUUAGCUCUCUGCUGUCCUAGCAGGACUUCCAUAUUAACUGGAAGAAGACCAGAUUCCACAAAGGUAUACAAUUUAGGAACAUAUUUCCGAGAAACAGCAGAAAAUAUCAUAACUAUACCACAAUAUUUUAAGCAGCAUGGAUACACAUCUCUUGGUUUAGGAAAAGUAUUUCAUUCUGGUGCAUGCUCGGGAAAGCAUGACCAAAUAUCCUGGUCUGAACACUCUUUUCAACCAAUCGACCUCUGGAAAUGGAAAAAUUCUAAUGUCAGCUGGAAGGCUGUGACAAAGGAAGAAGAGAAUGCAAGACCUUUGCAAGAUGUCUUACUUACACAGCAGGCUAUAAAGGAAAUCAGGAAAUUUGGUGAAAGAAAUUAUACAAAACCCUUUUUCUUAGCUGUAGGAUUUUUUAGACCACACACACCAUAUAUAUUUCCUGAAAGAUUCUUAGAUUUCUAUCCUAAAGAUACAAUAAGGCCUCCAGCAAAUCCAUUUCCUCCAACAAACCUUCCUCUCAUUGGAUGGAACUACUAUAACCAUUUGAGAAAAUACACUGAUAUAGCAGCUUACAAAAAUGAAGGAUUACCAAACAAACCUUUGCCCUUGGAGCCAACAUUGCUGGUAAGAAGAGCUUAUUAUGCUUGCAUAACAUAUAUUGAUUAUCUCAUUGGACAAAUCCUCGAUGAGCUCAAGGUGCAGAACUUGCAUGAAAACACAAUUAUUUCAUUCCUGGGUGAUCAUGGUUAUAAGCUAGGUGAACAUGGGAGCUGGCUAAAAUCAACUAAUUUUGAUAUUGAUACACAUGCACCAAUGAUGAUCUCUAUACCAGGGGUAACAGACUAUGGCAUUGAAACUGAAGAACUCACUGAGUUUGUUGACCUGUUUCCUACACUUGUGGAGGCCUCGGGACUAGGCAAUCUACCUCAAUGUCCAAAAGGUGACCCCGCACAAGUGGAUGCAUGCCAUGAAGGUGCUAGCUUAAUACCACUCAUCAAAAACUUGAGUACAAAGUGGAAAAAAGAAGUAUUCUUUCAGUUCAAAAGGUCACCAUAUAUGGGUUACUCAAUGAAAAAUGAUGGCUAUCGCUACACUGAGUGGAUAAAACUAUCUGAAAGUGGCGAUCCUAUGUGGGGUGACACAAAAGAUGUUGAACUAUACAACCACAGCAGUGAUCCACAAGAAAACAUAAACUAUGCACAUGAUGAAUCCUAUACUAAACUAAAAGCACAGCUAAGCAAACAACUGAGAGCAGGUUGGAGAAAGUCUUUACCAGCUUAGCCAAUUUUAGUGAAUAAAAUAAAUAAUGACAAGGCAUUAACAUGACAAA
Owenia fusiformis is the source of this 1719-nucleotide messenger RNA. The record is from the annotation of a GenBank genome assembly. NCBI's taxonomy places the organism in Eukaryota, Metazoa, Annelida, Polychaeta, Sabellida, Oweniidae.